CGGGGAGACGCCGGCCGUAGUCACGCCGGCUCCGCAAUCGCUCAGACGCGGUCCGACGGCUACUACUAUUUGCUUUUCUAUGUGAAUACAUGAGGAUAUCUUUCAUGAGAAUUUCGAGACAUCAUAACUCUUGAAUACUCAGAUGCGACAUAACUGAAGUAAAAGUUACACCAUUCAUUGUGUGAUUCUUUAAACAUGGCAAACGUAAUUGUCGUUGCAGGGGCUGGCGUGAGUGGCCUCACUUCAGCACUGCUCCUUUCGAGGAACAAGGCCAACAAGGUCACGGUGGUUGCGAAACACAUGCCUGGUGACUAUGACAUUGAAUAUGCCUCUCCUUGGGCUGGAGCCAAUGUGUUGCCAAUGGCCGACGACGAGAAUAGCAGAUGGGAACGCCGUACCUGGCCAGAGUUGAAGCGUCUGACAGAAGAGGUGCCCGAAGCAGGAAUCCACUUUCAGAAAGCCCGUGUUUAUAGAAGAAUGAAAGAUGAAACAGCGCCAGGCUAUCAUCCUUCUGAUCCGCUAUUCCACGCGAAUCCCUGGUAUAAAUCCGUGCUCCCGGAUUAUCGCGAGCUGAGCCAAGAGGAAGUCAUUCCGGACCAUGAUUCGGGAUGCGAAUUCACAAGUGUGUGCAUCAACACGGCCAUUUACCUCCCGUGGCUCCUUGGCCAGUGUGUCAAGAACGGCGUCGUCUUUAAAAGGGCCGUCUUGUCGGAUAUUCAGGAUGCAAAGGCGCUGAGCCACACAGGCCAGCCGCCAGAUAUCAUCAUUAACGCUACUGCGCUGGGCUCUCUCAAAUUGGGCGGUGUCGAGGACACGGCCAUGGUUCCUGCUCGCGGACAGGUAGUUGUCGUGCGGAACGAGUGCUCUCCCAUGAUUGCCACGUCGGGCACUGACGAUGGCGAGACGGAAAUGGCUUACAUCAUGCAGCGCGCUGUGGGUGGAGGAACCAUCUUGGGGGGAACGUACGAUGUGGGCAACUGGGAGUCUGUGCCGGAUCCGAAUAUUGCGAUUCGGAUCAUGCAGAGAGCGGUGCGGGUUGCGCCGGGGCUGGCGGGGGGCAAAGGCGUUGAAGGGUUGAGCAUUAUUAGGCACGGCGUUGGGCUGCGGCCUUGUAGGAAGGGAGGCGUGAGGAUUGAAGAGGAGCGUUUGGAGGAUGGGACGAGUGUUGUGCACAACUAUGGCCAUGCGGGCUGGGGAUAUCAGGGAUCGUAUGGAUGUGCUGAGAGGGUCGUGGAGUUGGUGGAAGAGAUUCAGAAGAGGAGGGCGAAGAGCUAAGAGGGACUACCUCGUUCAAUUUUAUACGAUGUUUUACAUGUCUUGUUCUUGUAAAGCCAUAGUGUUGAGAUGUUUGUCUCACGGCUCAUUCCAUGUAUACGGCGGUUCGUUGAGGCCGAUAAGCGGGUCUAUGCAAUUUCCGGG
Molecule: messenger RNA, 1419 nt
Organism: Trichoderma asperellum CBS 433.97
Lineage: Eukaryota; Fungi; Ascomycota; Sordariomycetes; Hypocreales; Hypocreaceae
Biological process (GO): D-amino acid catabolic process
Cellular component (GO): cytoplasm
Molecular function (GO): D-amino-acid oxidase activity; FAD binding
Source: RefSeq, a predicted model, not a curated record